CAAUAUUUUUCACAACAAUUUUAUUGUUUACAUUUUUUCUGCAGAAUUAUUUACUUUAUUAUAUUAGCAAAAUAGUAAUAAUAAAUAUAAAUUUUUAAUUGUUCAAUAUAUUAAAAAUUGUAUUACAAUUAAAUGAGUCCUGCCAAGACUACGGGAGUUACACAAAUAAAAUCACAAAAAUGUCGCUGCUGUACAAAUCCAUCUUCCAAGUUUCUUGAAUUAGACUCGGCCAAUAAAAACUGCGGAACAGUUAAAACCUACAAAGAUGUUUUAUAUGAAAUAAUGAACAUUAAAGUCUCCCUUAAGCAGGAGAAAUGUUUGACACAAAAACUUUGCCAAAAAUGUUCCACACAAUUAAAUAAUUGCUAUAAAUUUAUAGCACAAGCUAGAGAAGUCUAUGAGCAGUAUUUGCAAACGUUGGAUGAAUUAGGUGAGCUAGUGGAUGAAGAGGAAAUUAAGGAUGAUUUUGAGAAUAUACCCGAACCGCUUAUAGAAGUUCCCAUUGAUUUGAUUAAUGUGGAGAAGAGUACUGAUCUUAUAACAAAAGAAAGUCCUUUGGCUACUGAGAGUAGUCCUUUGGCAGCUGAUGAAAUUAAAACAGAACCUUUAGCACUGGAAUGUGUGGCUAAAGCAGAAGAAUUUAUGAAUAUUGAUAACUUAGGUAAAGACAAAGAUAUUAAAGAAGAAAAACCCGAAUAUAUAGAUUAUAAUAAUAGUAACAAUGCUAAUAACGACAAAAAGGAUAAAAGAAAUGAUUUAACCCUAGAGCAAUUUACACCAGAACUCACAAUAGAUGCUGCUAUACAUGAGGAAGAAAGGGAACAUUUUGAUACAUUUAACUCUGAUUCAGAAGAUGAUGAGGAUGCUGAAGAUCCUAUUUCUGAGGAUGAUUUCGAUAAAGAUCUUUCUAAAGCGCCCAUAGCUAUAUCUUGUGAUAUUUGUCAUAAGAUCUAUAAAGAUAGAGUAGCACUAAGGACCCACAAACACUAUACGCACAUGCCCGAUGAAAAGAAACGACCAUGCCCCUUGUGUAGCUUCAAAUCUAGUCGUCUUUCCAAUUUAAAGGUACACAUUGGUGUUGUACAUGGAGCCGACAAGGUAAAGGAGAUUUUCAAGCCGGCCGAUGAUAAUGGUGUACAAUUUCCCUGCUCUAUUUGCCAACAAACAUUUCGUCGCAAAGACACUCUACAGAAACACAUCAAACGUAUUCACCAAAAUCCCCAGCCCAAGGAACCGCGCAUAAAGGCGAAAGUGCCCAAGGAAAAAGAACGUUUUCUCUGCACUUAUUGUGGUGGCUCAUUCCGCACGAAAUACGGCCUCAGUCGUCAUGUAGUUAUACAUACCGGCGAACGUCCGUUUCCCUGUGAAAUUUGUCAGAAAACCUUUAAACGUCCCGAGGAUUUACAUAUGCAUCGUAUAAUUCAUAGUGAUGCUAAGCCACAUCAAUGUUUACAAUGUGGCAAGGCAUUUAAACGUUCCGAUAAACUGAAAAUACACAUGAGAGUCCAUUCGGAAUUGCGUCCCUAUAAGUGCAAUGAAUGCGAGAAAACUUUCAAAUAUCCCAAUGUCUUAAGUACACACAUGCUUAUACAUACCGGUCAAAAUCCGUUUCAGUGUAAAACUUGUGGCGAAUCAUUUUCCUUAAGGUCAUCAUUUAAUACUCAUUGCUUAAGAAAUGGUCAUUUGUAAUGAGCUAGAGAAGAUGUGGGUGUUGUUAAGAGUUAAGAAUAAUU
This is a messenger RNA of Lucilia cuprina (Australian sheep blowfly), 1733 nucleotides long. Its product is annotated as zinc finger protein 724-like. The record is from RefSeq and is a predicted model, not a curated record. NCBI's taxonomy places the organism in Eukaryota, Metazoa, Arthropoda, Insecta, Diptera, Calliphoridae. Bases 133 to 1689 code for a protein of 518 amino acids. Gene Ontology annotation, biological process: regulation of transcription by RNA polymerase II. Gene Ontology annotation, molecular function: RNA polymerase II transcription regulatory region sequence-specific DNA binding; zinc ion binding; DNA-binding transcription factor activity, RNA polymerase II-specific. The transcript has 3 exons. Gene Ontology annotation, cellular component: nucleus.